GCAUUCAGCCCCUGUGCAUGUGGAUAGACAGCUCUCUGCCACAUCAACUGCACUGCAAAAGCACUGCUUCGCACGAUCUCUCACUGUCACUUCACACAGUGGCAGAGCCGUGAGAGGUGACUCGUUUUGGAGAUUUUUCUUUUCUUUUUCAGUAGUGGUGCAACAAGUUUACAAAAGGCACCCCAAGCCGCGAGGUUUGUCAUUGUCUGAAAGGUUCCCCGGUGAAUGGGAACGCGCAGGUCCCUGAUAGACAAGCGUUCCAAUUCCGCGAGGACCAGCUCACCACUUUUGCGGUGACAUUGCUCUCGGUCAGGCGACAGAGAGUUCACUUGACACACGUCCAGUUACUCCUAGCCGGUGGCGCACAUUUAGAACUGUUAGUGCAUGAUUGUGAAGAGAUACAGCGCGGAAUAUGGCCAAGGAAGACCCCAAGUGCGUCUCGAGAGUGGAGAGUGUGGCAGCUGGCAAGCGGCGGUAUUGCUUCAGGACACUCGCAAACGUGCUCUCGUUCGCCUUCUCCGCCGUGUCGGUCGCCUUUUGCAUCUUUCUGAGUGUCCAAAGCGCCGAGAUUAAAAGCAGAGUUCUGGACCUGGAGACUGCCGAUGGAGAGCGAAUGUUUAGCCGACCCCCUGGAUUUUCCAUGGAUCGGUUUAAUUCAAUGAUACAGCAGCGCGUGGAUGAACUGCUCUCCCAGCGCACCUACGAGAGUAUGGUCAAGAUCAGGACAGCCCGCCAGACAUCACCUGAAUGCAACUGCCCACCAGGCCCACCGGGGAAACGCGGUCGAAGGGGACGCAACGGCGAACCUGGACCUCCAGGCCCGCCUGGUCCAAAAGGUGACAAGGGGGAUCAAGGUGACCAGGGUCCACGGAUGGUCUUCCCUAAGAUCAAUCAUGGCUUUCUUUCAGCUGACCAGCAGCUCAUUAAGCGCCGACUCAUUAAGGGCGACCAGGGGUCGGCCGGACCUCCAGGACCACCAGGGCCUCCCGGACCACCUGGCCCCCGAGGCCCACCAGGAGACACGGGCAAAGACGGCCCACGAGGAGUCCCUGGACUAGCGGGCGAUCCUGGUAACCCUGGUGACAUUGGCCCAAUGGGACCAGAGGGCCCUCCAGGAGCUAAGGGCGCCACUGGUCAUCCAGGUAUUCCAGGCAUCGACGGGCUUAAGGGGGACAUGGGAAAACAGGGAUUAGAUGGAACUCCCGGCGCCAAGGGAGAUAUGGGAGAGCCGGGUGAGAAGGGUGACAUGGGAGAAGGAGGACCCAAAGGUGAAUUGGGCGAGAAGGGUGACGCUGGGUCCUCAGCCGCUGGCAUUAAGGGCGAACCCGGGGAGCCUGGACGCGGAGGACAGAAGGGAGAGCCAGGACUGCCGGGCCUGCCGGGACUUCCCGGGAUUAAGGGAGAACCAGGGUUCCUUGGACCUCAGGGGGAACCAGGGCUACCGGGCCUUCCAGGAACCAAGGGCGAGAGAGGGGAGCUGGGGCCACCAGGAAAGGGUGAGCGAGGAGAGAUCGGCCCUGCUGGACAGAAGGGGGCGCAAGGAGAGGCAGGGACACCUGGCCCCAAAGGGACAAAGGGUGACUUCGGAGACAAAGGAGACCUUGGAGCCAUGGGGCCCAGAGGUCCCCCUGGGCAGAAGGGAGACCAGGGCAUCACUGAGAUCAUCGACUACAACGGGAACAUCCAGGAGGCCCUUCAGAAGAUUACCACUAUUACAGUGACGGGACCCCCAGGACCUCCUGGACCUUUCGGACCACCGGGCAUGAAGGGUGACCAGGGACCUUCUGGCCCACCGGGACUGGAUGGAGAGAGGGGUCUGAAGGGCUCCAAAGGGGACAUGGGCAUGCCGGGGAUAUCAGGGGACAAGGGCUCCAUGGGCCUGCCUGGCCUCCCGGGUGUCAACGGGAUGAAGGGAGAAAAGGGAGACGCCGGUCUGCCUGGUGCUCAGGGUCCUUCUAUCAUCGGCCCUCCUGGAUCUCCAGGCCCUCAUGGUCCCCCUGGCCCAAUGGGCCCUCAUGGAUUUCCUGGACCGAAGGGGGAGCCCGGGAUACAUGGCCUGAAGGGGAGCCAGCUGGGAGCGUCUGGCUUGGACGGCAAGCCUGGGAUAAGGGGAAUGGAUGGACCAAUUGGAGUGUCAGGACCCGCAGGUCCAAAGGGAGAUGUCGGUGAGAAGGGGGCAGACGGGGAACCUGGGAUAAGGGGACCAUACGGUCUACCUGGCUCUCCUGGAACACCUGGACUGGAUGGCUUACCUGGUUCAGCAGGCGAGAAAGGCGACAUUGGGGAGAGAGGAGAGAAGGGGUUCCGGGGCUUUAAAGGGGAGAAGGGGGAGCCGGGGCAGCCUGGGCUGGAUGGGCUCGAUGCCCCGUGCCAGUUGGGUCCAGAUGGCCUGCCCAUGCCAGGAUGCUGGCAGAAGGGAGUGACGCCAUGGCUGGUGGCUUAAGCGGAGGACAGGGCUCCUCUCGGUAGAGCUCGGGGCUCUGUUUUGUUUUCUUUAUUGUGCUGAGGGUCACAGGGCCUCAGCGUUGCACAACAGCCUGGCUCUCAGACCUCCUCCUCUAACACCACACCACCCCCACACACACACAUGGUACGAAUGCCAUGGACAUGCAUGGACCUG
Messenger RNA from Alosa alosa (allis shad), 2620 nucleotides. Its product is annotated as collagen alpha-1(XXV) chain. The record is from RefSeq and is a predicted model, not a curated record. The transcript has 39 exons. Lineage: Eukaryota; Metazoa; Chordata; Actinopteri; Clupeiformes; Clupeidae. Bases 413 to 2443 code for a protein of 676 amino acids.